This is a messenger RNA of Parnassius apollo (apollo), 1077 nucleotides long. The record is from the annotation of a GenBank genome assembly. NCBI's taxonomy places the organism in Eukaryota, Metazoa, Arthropoda, Insecta, Lepidoptera, Papilionidae.
AUGGAUUUUCCAGUUGUGGUUGAUUCGGACGAUGAUGAAAUGGUCUCCCACGGACUAGAGCAAAUGAGGAGUAUUUUGGAAGAGGCGAUUUUGGAAACGCGCAGCAUGCCUCUUGAAAAUCGACCGCGACUUCCCCGCAUAUCCCUUAGCAAACGAAAUCGGACUGUCGUGAGGGCUCUUAACCCAAUGCUGGUAACCUAUUUGGGAGCCAGUCGGGACCUUUGCGAGACGGACUCAGUUCUUUUUGGCACCGCAAUGGCAGUUUUCCGUAUUAUUGGCGCCAAACUUCCCAUGGCUGGUCGCGUUACUAAACAAAGUAGCGCCAUCCCAGCCUGGAGAAAAAGAAUUGAGGACCGUAUCGCAAAGGCAAGGGCUCUUAUCGGCAGACUGAUAAGCUUCAGGUCGGUUAAUAAUAGACCGAGAGUUAUGCGCACCGUUAGAAUGGCGUUUGCUGGGACAAAUAUCAGUUUGUCCCAGCCGGAUAUCACGCGGAAACUAACAGAGUGCAUAGACGAUCUGAAGCAAAAGAUCGCUGCUUGGGGGAAGCGGAUUCGACGAUUUACCGAGAGGUCAAGGCGGUUCAACCAGAACCGUCUCUUCCAAAGUGAUCGGAAGAGGCUCUGUAAAUCAUUGGAGCGACCAGAGGUAUGUGGAGCGCGCCCGGGACCGGAUCAGGCUAACACUGUCGCAUUUUGGCGUGGCCUGUGGUCAGAGCCCGUAAACCACAGCGAGGGCCCUUGGAUGGAAGUUGUGGCGAGCCAGAGUGCGAGUGUUACGCCUAUAUACCCCGUCACCAUAACGCCGGAAGACGUGGCUGAGGCGGUUCGUAGGGCCCCGAACUGGAAAAGUCCGGGGCUCGACGGACUGCAUCAUUACUGGCUGAAGGGGUUCAUAGUGUGUCACGCUGUGCUCGCCCGACAGUUUCAAGAGGCUCUCGAUCAGAAAUUGCUCCCGAGCCUCUUCACUACUGGGAUCACUCACUUGGUUCCUAAAGAUCAGUAUACCACAGACCCGAGUAAAUACCGCCCCAUCACGUGUACCCAUAUAAGAGUAAAUACUACCCACAUAAGAUACUGA